GACCCAACACUCCAGCAGAAGCGGGGAACCCAACCAGACCCGCCUCGUCUCCGCGUCUUCCACCACACCUCUCCUUUCCCGCCUCCCGAGGGCUCGCCCCUCUCACCGACACAUGGGCCCCACAACCCGCGCCCGCUUCGUCUACAACCGCCGCCGCCGCGCCGUCGAGGAGGCCUCCGACGACGAGGAGGAGCAGCAUGACACCUCUUCGUCCUCCGAUGAAGAAGAAGAAGAAGCGGAGGAGGCCUCCGGAGAAGAAGUCGAUGACGAGGAGGAAGCGGCCGCUGCCGAGCCCGGGGCCAAGAAGCCUCCCGCGGCUGCGGCAGCGGGGGAGAGAAGGGGCGGGAGGAAGGACCCCAUCACCAUCAGCCUCAAGAAAGUGUGCAAGGUGUGCAAAAGGACAGGGCACGAGGCAGGGUUCAAGGGGGCUGUGUACAUCGACUGCCCCAUGAAGCCUUGCUUCCUAUGCAAGAUGCCAGGCCAUACAACCUUGACUUGCCCACAUAGAAUAGCAAUGGAACAUGGUGUUAUCCCAGCCCCUAGAAGGAAUACAAACACUUCAUUGGAUUAUGUCUUUCAGAGCCAAGUUAAGGGCAAGAUUUCCAUGGUUAAGCCUCAGUUUCUGAUACCCAACCAAUUAGAUUGUGGAAACGUAAAAUUUCAUCAGAGGCGUGUGACUUGCUUGGAAUUUCAUCCAGCUAGGAACAAUGUUCUUUUAUCAGGAGACAAGAAAGGGCUACUGGGUAUUUGGGAUUAUGUUAAGUUGCACGAGAAGAUUACGUAUGAUUCGGUGCACUCCUGCAUUCUGAACAGUAUGAAGAUCGAUACCGCCAAUGAUGGGGUACUAUAUACUGCUUCCUCUGAUGGUACUGCAAGUAGCACAGACCUGGAUACUGGAAUUGGCUCCCCCUUGUUAAAUCUCAAUCCGAAUGGUUGGAACGGUCCGAGCACUUGGCGCAUGAUAUACGGGAUGGACUUAAACACUGACAAAGGUCUUCUUUUGGUGGCAGAUAGCUUUGGUUUUCUUUACUUGUUGGAUAGACGGUCAAAGACGAGAAUUGGACAUCCGAUUCUUAUACAUAAAAAGGGUAGCAAGGUAACCUGCCUUCAUUGCAACCCUGCACAACCGGAAGUUCUUCUGAGCAGCGGAAAUGAUCACUAUGCUCGUAUUUGGGAUACAAGGAAUCUUGUGCCCAACUCUCCCCUUGCCAGCCUUGCUCAUGGACGGGUUGUUAAUUCAGGGUAUUUUUCCCCACAUAGUGGAAAUAAGAUCUUGACAACAUGUCAGGACAACCGAAUUCGUGUAUGGGAUUAUAUUUUCGGUAAUCUGGAAUCCCCAAGUAGAGAAAUUGUGCACAGCCAUGAUUUCAGUCGUCACUUGACUCCUUUCAAAGCCGAGUGGGAUCCAAAGGAUUACACAGAAACAGUUGCAGUUAUUGGCCGCUACAUAAGUGAAAACUACAAUGGUGUUGCUCUGCAUCCCAUUGAUUUCAUAGAUACCAGUUCUGGAAAGCUUCUGGCAGAGGUGAUGGACCCCGACAUAACAACAAUCAGCCCGGUGAACAAGCUACAUCCGCAAGAUGACAUCCUGGCGACAGGAAGCUCAAGGUCCAUUUUCAUUUGGAAACCAAAGAAUGAAGCUGAUCUUAUAGAAGAAAGGACCAAACAGAAGGCUAAGAAAUACAUAUAUGGAUCCGGUUCCCGGAAGAAAUCAAAUGGCAAGCAUGACAAUAGUAGUGAUGACGACUCAGAUGGUGAUUCUGACGGAAAGAACAAGAAAGCGAAGAGGACUCGCUUCACUCAUACCGUAAAGGGAAAGGGCAAAUCCAAAGUUUGAUACUUAAUGUACCUAAUGUGGCAGCACUUUUUAUAAGACGACACCCACUUACCUGUCGCUGCCGCACCUUCUUUUGUACCAUCUUGGCCCCUAGUUAAAAUGCUGAAGAGUGAAGGCCCAUAGUUGUCUACAGUCGUAUCCUAAGGAGUUAGGUUUAGAAAUAUAUAUGUUUCUGUUACUUUUGAAUCCUGGCAUGCUUAUGGUCACUGGUCAAUAUGUGCUUUAACCCUAUAUUAAUAUAUAAAUGCUCAUGUACAGUUGGUUGAAUGCA
Phragmites australis (common reed) is the source of this 2108-nucleotide messenger RNA. Its product is annotated as DNA damage-binding protein 2. The transcript has 11 exons. Gene Ontology annotation, molecular function: protein binding; damaged DNA binding. Gene Ontology annotation, biological process: response to UV; DNA repair. Gene Ontology annotation, cellular component: nucleus; Cul4-RING E3 ubiquitin ligase complex. Lineage: Eukaryota; Viridiplantae; Streptophyta; Magnoliopsida; Poales; Poaceae. The record is from RefSeq and is a predicted model, not a curated record. The coding region runs from base 113 to 1837 and encodes 574 amino acids.